AACCUCCCAAAACUCUACCAAAACCCCAUCCGAAAAAAGCCGAAGUUAUAAAAAUGCACUUUCCAUUCUAGUUUGGAAGUACCUGGAACUGAGAGAAAAAUGAAGGUUUCGUUCAAGAUGAAUCUAUUGCUAGAGCUUCUGGGGUUUUUGCUUCUAAGUGAAAUGCUCUUUUGCAUUGCUCAAGGCAAUGUUCAUUACUAUGACUUUGUUCUCAAGGAGAGCAAUUUUACAAGGCUAUGCUCUACAAAGAGCAUGUUGACGGUAAAUGGUAGUUUUCCAGGACCAAUGAUUCGCGCUCACAAAGGAGACACUGUGUAUGUGAAUGUUUACAAUCAAGGACGAUAUGGUGUGACAAUUCACUGGCAUGGAAUAAAACAACCAAGAAACCCAUGGUUUGAUGGACCUGAAUAUAUCACGCAAUGUCCCAUUCCCCCUAAAACAAAUUUCACAUAUCAAGUCUUACUUUCUUCCGAAGAAGGAACUGUAUGGUGGCAUGCUCACAGUGAUUGGACAAGAUCAUCAAUCCAUGGUGCUUUUGUUGUUUUACCUGCAGAGGGAACAACUUAUCCUUUUCCCAAGCCUGAUGAAGAACAAGUUAUAGUAUUUGCUUCGUGGUAUAAAGAAGAUGUAGAGACGUUAAUGGAUGAGGCCCUUCGCUAUGGUGGAUUGACCACAUUGUCUGAUGCUUAUACCAUCAACGGACAACCUGGGGAUUUUUAUGAUUGCUCCAACGAGACAACAUAUCGGAUGUCAGUUGAUUAUGGCAAGACCUAUCUCCUUCGCAUAGUUAAUUCUGUAAUGAACACAGAUAUGUUCGUCGCCAUUGCUGACCACAAUCUCACAGUUGUUGGAUGGGAUGGCUCUUACAUCAAACCAUUAGAAGUUAGUUACAUAAUGAUAACCCCAGGACAAACAAUGGAUGUGUUGGUCACAGCAAACCAAUCUCCUAGCCACUAUUACAUGCUUGCUAGCCCUUAUUUUGAUGGGCAAGCAGAUGACUUUGACAAAAGCAUCACUAGUGCAGUUUUCCAGUACAAUGGCAACUACACUCCUCCAUCGAUACCGGUCUAUCCAAGCAGUAUCCCUGGUUUUUAUGAUGUAGGUGCUGCUUCAUUUUACACAACAAGUUUAAGGAGUUUGGCUAGUCCAGAACACCCUGUAGAUGUCCCUCUAAAUGUCACCACAAGAAUGUUUAUUACUGUUUCUAUAGGCAUGAUGCAUUGUCCCAAUGACUCGUGUGCUGGGCCCGCUGGGAAUAGGCUUGCUUCUAGCUUAAACAACAUCAGUUUUGCAAACCCAAAAUUGGAUAUAUUGGAAGCAUACUACAGGCACAUAAGUGGAUAUUACGAGACAAAUUUCCCAGACAAACCACCGCAUUUGUUCAAUUUCACCUCAGACGACUUGUUGACGAACAAUGUUACCAUAUCAGAUCAAGGGACAAGGGUGAAGGUGCUAAAUUAUAAUGAGACUGUUGAGAUAACGUUUCAGGGGACUAAUGUCAUGAAUUCUGGAGAAAAUCAUCCAAUGCAUUUACAUGGGUUCAGAUUUUAUGUGGUUGGAACGGGUGUUGGAAACUUCGACAAUGUCACUGACCCAUUGACUUACAAUUUGGUUGAUCCACCUGAAGCUAAUACUGUUCCAAUUCCUAAAGAUGGAUGGGCUACCAUCAGAUUUGUAGCUAGCAAUCCAGGGGUCUGGUACAUGCAUUGUCAUUUUGACCGGCACAUGAGUUGGGGUAUGGACACAGCUUUCAUAGUAAGGAACGGUAAUACCGAAGAGUCAACCAUCCUGCCUCCUCCAGCUUACAUGCCUCCUUGUGAAACUGAUUCCUUGCAUGGGCCACAACAGUCAAUGUUCCAGAAAGAAGAGUAAGGAAAACAUUUAAUAAUGACACCAGUAAGGUCGUUUUAGACAUGCAUUGUUUAGGAGGUAGGAGUUGGCACUUGGAAAGACCAAAGAAUAUAUUUUUGGGUUCUCUUAUGCAAAUAAAUCUAUUGAUACAAAAAUUUUCAUAA
Quercus robur (English oak) is the source of this 2015-nucleotide messenger RNA. Its product is annotated as laccase-14-like. NCBI's taxonomy places the organism in Eukaryota, Viridiplantae, Streptophyta, Magnoliopsida, Fagales, Fagaceae. Gene Ontology annotation, cellular component: apoplast. The coding region runs from base 100 to 1872 and encodes 590 amino acids. The transcript is spliced from 7 exons. Gene Ontology annotation, biological process: lignin catabolic process. Gene Ontology annotation, molecular function: copper ion binding; hydroquinone:oxygen oxidoreductase activity. The record is from RefSeq and is a predicted model, not a curated record.